AUGUCGAAGCGCAAGUUCGAUAAGAUGACGGACGAUCUGCACGAGACGGCAUCCCCUCUCGAGGGCAGUCUCAAUGAGACCUCUGUCGAACAGGUCCAGAACAUGACACACCUUCCCGAGAGCAGGCUUCUCAGAAUCCCCCACGAGAUCCUCCUCGAGAUCAUCUCCUAUUUGCCCCGUGAAGAGGAUGCCAUCAAGUUGAGCAAUUCCUGCUGGGCGAUGCGUCAUGCGAUCCUGAAUGAAGACUCCCUGGUCUGGAGAGAUCUUUACCAACGAAAGUACGACGUCCCCAAGCGACACAGCGCGAAGGAUCUUGGACGUACGUACCGGGUCCGUGGCGUCGCUCUCUCGGCGGAGGCCAUGGGCUUCCUUCCAUACAUGUUGAAUGAGAGGCAGAUGGCCUGGAUUGCCAUUGUCAGGGACAUGGUCGUCGAAGGAUUGACAGCUCCCAUCUCGCCGACCGGCCCAAAGACCCUCAACAGACUGCGUGCAGUCCUGGCGCAAUCCAACUUUCUCAAUAACCCAUUGAAGAUAUGGACGUCGAAGCCGAAUAAAUACCUUUUCAUUGCAGUCCAACUCAGUCUCACUGCAUUCGCCUUGAACCCCGAUGUUACCGAACCUUGUGCUCGUAUUCAUUAUAACAUGGCCGUCGUGUACGAUGACUCUGAUGAAACCCCGUACAUUGCACCGGCAAGUCUCAGUACCGACUUCCAUAAGUUCCUCCACAUCCGAAGUUUCUGGCAGCGUCACUUUCUGCACCCUGGCGAAAGAAGUUUCUUCGAAUCUUAUGAGGAAGCCAGUAGGAAGUGGCAGCCCGGAAUGCGGAUGGACAGUGACGGAUCAUUCUUUCCUAGCCAAUGGACUGGUUAUAUUUCGUGUUUGCAUGCCACAAGACCAACUCACAUGGUUGCGGAUGGCAAUGUACCUGCACAAGUGCAAACCUGUGCCCAACAGAGAAUCCUCCCUCAUGAAUUGCUUGGCAGACUUCACAUGGAUCUGACUUUCAGACCUGGGAAGGAGGAUGAAAAGGCUGAACACUGGCGCAAACUCUACGGCCGCUGGAUGCCUUUGGGUUGGAUGCCUCUGGGCUGCAUGCCCAACAGAGACCGAGAGUAUUUCACCAGCUUCGCGAAUUGGACUCAGUAUAUUCCCGGGAUUUCAGAGUUUACCUACAUCGUCGAAGGCUUGAUUGAGCCAUUUCAACAACCCUAUGGAGGAAUCGAUGGAUGGAGCCGUAUCUGCAUGGCGGUGAGAGUUCAGUGUCCAGGCACUGAUGACACUCCCGGCGUGAUACUGGCACCGGAUGACUGCAUGUAUGCAAUGGAAGGUUUGAUUCUUCCCGGCCGUCGAAUGAUGCUGGGCCGGUGGCAAGAGCUUCUGGAUGGGAUCGCCAAGAAAUGCGGACCAUUCAUCCUCUGGGAUAUUUGA
Molecule: messenger RNA, 1428 nt
Organism: Penicillium argentinense
Lineage: Eukaryota; Fungi; Ascomycota; Eurotiomycetes; Eurotiales; Aspergillaceae
Exons: 5
Coding region: 1-1428 (475 amino acids)
Molecular function (GO): protein binding
Source: RefSeq, a predicted model, not a curated record